Molecule: messenger RNA, 1135 nt
Organism: Asparagus officinalis (garden asparagus)
Lineage: Eukaryota; Viridiplantae; Streptophyta; Magnoliopsida; Asparagales; Asparagaceae
Exons: 4
Coding region: 132-962 (276 amino acids)
Molecular function (GO): ubiquitin-protein transferase activity
Source: RefSeq, a predicted model, not a curated record
AACCCCUCGGGGGUUUAAAAAACGGGAAGCUAAAAAAGAAAAAAAAGUUUCUAUUAAGACCGAGGGAUAUUCGAAUCUAGGGUUUGGAAAACUACGAAAUUGGGGAUAUAUUUUGCCUCUCGCAUGAAUCGAUGGGACUGGGGGAGUCGGAGGCUUCGAUCGAUGAAGGAUCGGCGGUCGCCUGCUCGAUCUGCCUCGAGAUCGUUGCCGGCGGCGGGGAUCGGUCGACGGCGAGGCUCCGGUGUGGACACGAGUUCCAUCUCGAUUGUAUUGGAUCAGCUUUUAAUGCUAAAGGAGUGAUGCAAUGCCCAAACUGUCGGAAAGUUGAGAAAGGAAAUUGGCUUUAUGCUAAUGGUUCUCGAUCACUACCAGAGCUUGGCAUUGAUGAGUGGACACCUGACGAAGAUUUAUAUGAUCCCAGUUACUCAGAAAUGACUCUUGGUGUUCAUUGGUGUCCCUUCAGUAGAUUAGCACAGAUGCCAUCAUCAUUUGAGUCUGGCUCAAGAAUUGUGGGCUCAUUCGUUUCUUCACUGGUUCCACCAUACCUCCCCAGCCCUCGACCUGACGGCCAUGGCCAUGUCCGUGAUCGCUACCAUCAUCAAAAUCCCCGAGGCCUACACCCUACUGUCUUCUCAGGCUCUCAGCAGCAACAAGGAGCCCCGAACCCCUUACCUCCACCAGGACCCACACCUCUCUCUCUCCAUGAUCAAGCAACCUACUACCUCAUCCCACCACCACCAGCAGCAGCUUCAUCCAGCAGAAGCCGUCAUCAAGAAGCCGAUGACACCAGUGACCAUUUUUAUUCGUGGGAGAGAGAUCAGUUUGCUCCGGUCCCAUUCACGUGGAGACAAUUUCCUCAUCAGAAUGGUAAUGGUCCGAUGAUGAGGCAUUCUUCGCCCCAGAGUAUGGAAACCUCGGGUUAUCGGCAAAACCAUAUUGGAAGAAUGAGGCAUUAUUUCUGAGAGCCAUGUAUUGCUUGUUUGUAAAAUAAUAUGAAUUGUAUAAACGCUGCUGUGUUGCCUAACGAUCAACUUAAACUGGGAAUAAUAUUUUGAUGGUGAUCUCUGGCUGAAGAUGGCUUUGGUUUUUAUAUUGCAGAAAGCAAGCAGCUUUGCGUGAUCUGUUAUUAUUGAUA